Thermothelomyces thermophilus ATCC 42464 is the source of this 1791-nucleotide messenger RNA. RefSeq lists its product as uncharacterized. Gene Ontology annotation, biological process: rRNA base methylation. Gene Ontology annotation, cellular component: nucleus. The transcript has 4 exons. Lineage: Eukaryota; Fungi; Ascomycota; Sordariomycetes; Sordariales; Chaetomiaceae. The record is from RefSeq and is a predicted model, not a curated record. Gene Ontology annotation, molecular function: 23S rRNA (adenine(1618)-N(6))-methyltransferase activity. Bases 244 to 1719 code for a protein of 491 amino acids.
UCCAACAAGAGGAAAGAGAACCACCAUCCAUCCACUUCCUGGCAAUGUUUUACGUGCUGCCUGCAGAACAGACAAUUUCGUUUCUGCCGCACGUGACUGCUCUUGUGCAUAUUUUGCGUUGCGCCCUCGCCAAUAGAACAGCCAGCUUCAUAUGCCAACACGAUGCCGCGGCUGCUUCUUGUCUGUUCUGCUAUCUAAAGAAGGUUCCAGGGCAGGAUCCAGAUCCAGAUCGGUCUAAAUGUCAUGGCGGGGAACAAGAGGAAGGCGCCCGAUGAUGCGGCCGAGAUGAACAGCCGGCACGGAGCUUCGACCCGGCUCUCACAGCCUGCGACGGAUAAGGGAUUCACGGCUGGCGAAUCGAAACCUGAUCGAACCGGGCGUCCGCCAUCCCCGGGGGUAUCUGCCGACGGCUACUUCCGCCAGCUAUAUGCAACCGAGCCGGACUUCAGGCAGCUUGCCAGGCGAGACCCUCAAUUUGCCGCCGUUCUCCAGGACAACGGGCAGUUGGACUUCAGCGAUCCGGCAGCCACCAUGCAGCUGACAAAGACUCUACUCCACCUUGACUUUGGCCUGAAGCUCGAUCUGCCUGACGACAGAUUAUGCCCCCCGGUCCCCAAUCGUCACAACUACAUCUUGUGGCUGAAGGAACUGAUGGACUCGACAUCAUAUGAACAUCCUGGGCGGAGUCUGUGCGGGCUUGAUAUUGGCACAGGCGCGAGUUGCAUAUACCCUCUCCUUGGGGUCGCCCAAAGGCCUUGGCGCUUCAUUGCAACAGACAUCGAUGCCAAGAACCUGAGCUAUGCGGAGCGAAAUAUCCGACUCAACGGCCUGCAGGACCGGAUUCGGCUUCUGGAUAGGAAGCCAAAUGACCCCUUGGUACCACUUGACGAUGUGGGCAUCGCCUCCGCGGUCGAUUUUGUCAUGAUGAACCCCCCAUUUUACGCUUCAGAAGAGGACAUGUUAUCGUCGGCAAACAAGAAGGCGCGACCGCCAAUGUCGGCCUGUUCCGGGGCUCCGGUAGAGAUGGUUUGCGACGGGGGCGAGGUGGCACAUGUCGGUCGGUUACUGCGCGAGUCGCUCAUACUGCGGGACCGCAUUCAAUGGUAUACGUCGAUGCUGGGGAAGCUCACCAGCCUCGAGGUUCUCGUUGAGCAGCUCCGCGACCACGCCAUCGAUAAUUACGCCGUCACCGAGUUUGUCCAAGGGAGUAAGACACGCCGGUGGGCGCUGGGGUGGAGCUUUGGGCCCAUGCGGCCGGCCGAGCAUGUGGCACGCGGAAUGAAGGCCAGCUUGUGGAAGAAAAUCCUCCCACCGUCAGUAACGGCGGAGUUGCUGGUGCUGCCGGCCGAUCAAUCGGUUGGUCCAAUUACUUCCCGGGUUCAAGACAUCAUGGGGGCACUGGAGCUGAUGUCUUGGGUGUGGGAACCGGAAGCAGCGAAAGGGGUGGGGAGAACGAGGGAAAAUGUCUGGAGUAGGGCUUGGAGAAGGAAGAAGCUUCGGGAGCAACAGGAAGGAACGAAAAGCAAGGCUCAUUACGAUACGGGUUCAGAGUCAGAAGGAUGCCGGCUCGGGUUCGAAGUUAGAGUAGUAGUCGGGAGGUCGGAUACAAGAGUCAGUCUGCACUGGCGUGAGGGCCAUGACGCCCUCAUCUUUGAGAGUCUUUGCGGCUUUCUACAGCGCAAGCUCAAAGAAUCCGUAGAGUCCAACAAGGAUGACUGAUUUCGCCCUCUUUUCUUUCUUUCUCUUUUCUUUUUUUCUUCUCCGAAGAAGCCUUCACCCACAUGACAACGG